CUGUGAUAGUGUAAUUACGGAAAAAGUGGUGAAAGAUGAGGACGGUACUUUACCUGGUGAUUGUCCUUGUAGCGGUCGUCAGAUCGGACGACCUAAAAUGCUAUGUUUGCGAUGACUGUGAAACAGAUUAUAAAGACAUGAUAGAAAUAUGUAGUGCACCAAGCAACGGUGGUGAAACGGGAGGCAAUGGAAAUGGUGGCACGGAAGAGGGUGGCAGUAGCGGUGGUGGAAGUGGUGAGACAGGUGGCAAUGGAAAUGGUGGCACAGAAGAAGGUGGCAGUAGCAGUGGUGGAAGUGGUGAAACAGGAGGCAAUGGAAAUGGUGGCACGGAAGAGGGUGGCGGUAGCAGUGGUGGAAGUGGUGAAACAGGAGGCAAUGGAAAUGGUGGCACGGAAGAGGGUGGCAGUAGCGGUGGUGGUAGCGGUGAAACAGGAGGCAAUGGAAAUGGUGGCACGGAAGAGGGUGGCGGUAGCAGUGGUGGAAAUGGUGAAACAGGAGGCAAUGGAAAUGGUGGCACGGAAGAAGGUGGCAGUAGCAGUGGUGGUAGCGGUGAAACAGGAGGCAAUGGAAAUGGUGGCACGGAAGAGGGUGGCGGUAGCAGUGGUGGAAGUGGUGAAACAGGAGGCAAUGGAAAUGGUGGCACGGAAGAGGGUGGCAGUAGCGGUGGUGGUAGCGGUGAAACAGGAGGCAAUGGAAAUGGGGGCACGGAAGAGGGUGGCGGUAGCAGUGGUGGAAAUGGUGAAACAGGAGGCAAUGGAAAUGGUGGCACGGAAGAAGGUGGCAGUAGCAGUGGUGGAAGUGGUGAAACAGGAGGCAAUGGAAAUGGUGGCACGGAAGAAGGUGGUGGUAGCAGUGGUGGAGGUGGUGAAACAGGAGGCAAUGGAAAUGGGGGCACGGAAGAAGGUGGCAGUAGCAGUGGGGGAAAUGGUGAAACAGGAGGCAAUGGAAAUGGUGGCACGGAAGAGGGUGGCAGUAGCGGUGGUGGAAGUGGUGAGACAGAUGGCAAUGGAAAUGGUGGCACGGAAGAAGGUGGCAGUAGCAGUGGUGGAAGUGGUGAAACAGGAGGCAAUGGAAAUGGUGGCACGGAAGAAGGUGGCGGUAGCAGUGGUGGAAAUGGUGAAACAGGUGGCAAUGGAAAUGGUGGUACGGAAGAGGGUGGCAGUAGCGGUGGUGAAAGUGGUGAGACAGUUGGCAAUGGAAAUGGUGGCACGGAAGAAGGUGGCAGUAGCAGUGGUGGAAAUGGUGAAACGGGAGGAAGCGAAAAUGGUGAAACCGGGGGUAGUGAGAGUGGUGAAACAGGAGGUAAUGGAAGUGGCAAUAGCCCAGGAGAUGGUGGCAGUAACGCUGCUGGAAGUGGUGGCACAGGAGGUAGUGGAAGUGGCGGUAGCACAGAAGAAAGUAGCAGUGGAGGCGCUGGAAGUAGUGGAACUGGCAGUAGUGGAAGCACAAGUACAGGAGACAAUGGCAGUAGCAGCGCUGCAAGCAGUGGAACAGAAGGAAGUGAAAGUAGCAGUACGGGUGGUAGUGAUGAUGCAACAGGAACCAAUGGCAGUGGUGGCAGUGGAUACGGUACUAGCAGCAGUGUUAAUACAGGAAAUAGUGGCAGUGGUAAUCCGGGAGGUAGUAGUAGCGGCAACGCUGGAAGUGAAAGCUCGGGAGAGAGCAGUGUUAGCAACACUGGCAGUGCAACAGGAGAUAAUGCAAGUAACACCAAUGAUGGUAAUGCUAUUCACAACAAUGGGGACGCUGUAAGUGGAAACAACAAAAAUAGUAUUGCUAAUAAUGAAAAUAUUGGAAAUGUUAACGACAAUACAACAGAUAAUGCUGCAAAAACUGAUCCCAAAACUAUUGAAAGCAAUGAUAGUGAGAACAACAAACAGUACUCAGUUCAGAUGGUGGGUGACAACAAUGCUUACAGUUCUGCGUCAAGAGGUGGACUUCUGAGGGUAGUCAGAGAAGUGAAAAGUGCUGCGAUUACCGGAACUCGAUGUGUCAGAACAUCUUAUGAGGAAAAUGGAAAACUCAAAGUAAAACGUGGCUGCUCUUUUGAAGGGGAUGCAGAAACGAGAUGCAAGCAACUUUUGGGCGCUAAUUCUACUGUAGAUCCUAAAUCCUGUAAAAUUUGCGAUGGCGCACUUUGCAAUUCUGCUGUAACUGUAACUGGCGCGUUUUUACCAUUUAUUGUCAGUUUUAUCCUAAACUUUUAUUAUGUUAGUUAAUUUAUAAGUUUGGUUAAACAUUGGUGAAUAAUUUUUUUCAAGUCAUUAGAAAAUGCGAUCUGAGUUUUUGUCACAAAGAUCACAAUAUAAGAAAUCAUCGAGAAAAAAAGACGCAUUUUAGUUAUAACCAUAACUUCUUUCGUCAUUAAACAUUUGCUAAUUAAUAUUUUAU
Messenger RNA from Aricia agestis (brown argus), 2391 nucleotides. RefSeq names its product glycine-rich cell wall structural protein 1.8-like. Lineage: Eukaryota; Metazoa; Arthropoda; Insecta; Lepidoptera; Lycaenidae. Bases 36 to 2219 code for a protein of 727 amino acids. The transcript has 4 exons. The record is from RefSeq and is a predicted model, not a curated record.